GUCAUGGUUUGUCAAAACAGCUGAUAGCAAUUGUAUUUGUUUGUACCUCAUAUAGUAAAGUAGUCUUUUAAUAGAAUGAGUGAACAACCAAGACUUGUCGUGCUGUACGGCAGCCAGACCUACACCGCUCAAGAAAUCGCUGAAAGAAUAUGGCGGAUAACAAAGGUUUUAGGAUUUCGUGGGCCGGUCCAAGCCAUGGACGAUUAUCCGAUAUCUAGGCUUAUUAAAGAGGAAUUUGCUAUAUUUGUGUGUGCAACUUCCGGCCAGGGAGAUGAGCCGGACAAUAUGAAGAGGUUCUGGAAGUUUCUGCUGCGGAAAAGCCUGCCUUCGAAUUCAUUAGUGAGGUUAAAAUUUGGUGUUCUCGGUUUGGGUGAUUCUUCGUAUUUAAAGUUCAAUUUUGCUGGAAAAAAGCUUCACAAGCGGCUGCUGCAGCUGGGGGCAACGCCGUUACUCGACAUAGGGCUUUGUGACUACCAGCAUGACAUGGGCCAUGAUGCUGUGAUGGCCCCCUGGCUAAAACAGUACUUAGCUAUAUUAAAACAGUACUACCCACACAUACAGACGGACAAUAUAAAAACUACUUUUAUACCAAGAUGGAAAGUGUCUUUACAAAAAUGUGAAGAGAAGAGUGUAUGUAUAGGCUUGACAGAUGAUAUAUAUUUUGCUAAAGGGGCCAAGGACCAUUUUAUAGAUUCUACUUUGUUUGAAUUGGAGAAGAAUGUGCGGACCACAGAUGAAACACAUUUUCAAGAUGUUAGAUUAAUGACUUUAAGAACAACCAAUGAUAAAAGAAUCAAUUAUAAACCAGGCGAUGUUUUCAAUAUUCGACCACGCAACAGUAAAGAGGAUAUAGAAGACCUAUUCAGUAUAUUUGAUGAGCACAAUAUUGAUAUUAAACCUCAUUACAAUUUGAUAGUUGAAGAACUGCACAAUGACAUGCCAGUACCAGAAUUCCUGCAACAACCUCACACAAUAUACGAGAUAGCAGAACAGUACUGGGACCUGCGCUGCUACCCAACGCAGUACGUCUUCUCUCUUCUAGGGCAGGUGUCGGAGGACGCGUUAGAGAGAGACAAGUGUAUAGAGCUCAGCUCCCCGGAGGGGCAGGAGGAGUGGCUUAAUUACAGUCGGAGGCCGAAGAGGACUGUGCUUGAGGUGCUUCACGACUUCCACAAAUCAGCUUCAAAACUAAGCCUCGAAGUGUUGUUCGAGUUAUUCUCGACUAUCAAACCGCGGUCCUUCUCCAUUGCUAGCAGCGCCCUACCCUCAGAAGGGCAGAACAUAGAGUUGCUAGUCGCCGUGGUUCAGUACAAUACUAAGAUGAAGAAACCAAGACAAGGGCUGGCUUCGAACUGGCUGAAAUGUCUCCAAGUUGGAGACAAGGUCUAUGGGUGGGUGAAGACUGGGAGUCUUGCGUUCCCGAGCGAUGUUAAAAUCCCUCACAUUCUGAUAGGCCCUGGCACCGGGCUAGCUCCCUUCAGGAGUCUCAUCCAAGAGAGAGAGGUACAGCAGACGGCUGAUAAGGAUGUCCUGCACCUGGUCUUCGGCUGCAGGUACAAAGAUAAGGACUUCCAUUGCAAGGAGGAAUUGGAGAGACUUGUAGAGGAGAAGAAGUUGACUCUCUACUGUGCUUUCUCUAGAGAUCAGGAGAAUAAAGUUUACGUCCAACACAAAAUCGCGGAGCACAGAGAGCUACACUGGCAACUUAUCAACAACAACGCCUACAUCUACAUAUCUGGCAACGCUAAGAACAUGCCAGACAACGUCCGGGACGCGUUCAUAGAGGACGUGCUGUGCAAGACAGGAGGACACGCCCUGGACGACGCCAAGGCCUUUAUGAAGAGGUUGGAGACCGAAGGCAGGUUCCAAGUGGAAGCCUGGUGAAUACUGUACAAGUAGAUAUGACUGGGUAUGUUAACUGUUUGGUAGUCAGUCAAUGUAAGGAAAUAUCAGGUUAGUAGAAACCUGGUUCAGUCUCACAGCUGGGUAAAAAAGCCUGGUCAAAUGUUAUACCCGUAAAUUGCUUCUUUGCGAACAAUUUAAAAAUUAAUGGGUACGGUAAAACAGGGUGAAUAGAGGCUGUUUUGGGGUGGAUAGAACCAGAGUUUUUACUAAAAUUUGGCCGUUUAACAAGACCAAAUAUAAAGAUUAUAUGAAA
Molecule: messenger RNA, 2158 nt
Organism: Trichoplusia ni (cabbage looper)
Lineage: Eukaryota; Metazoa; Arthropoda; Insecta; Lepidoptera; Noctuidae
Product: NADPH-dependent diflavin oxidoreductase 1
Exons: 7
Coding region: 76-1884 (602 amino acids)
Cellular component (GO): cytosol
Molecular function (GO): flavin adenine dinucleotide binding; NADPH-hemoprotein reductase activity; FMN binding
Source: RefSeq, a predicted model, not a curated record